UCUUCUUUGCUCCAAGAGAUAUGAAGAGGUUACAAAUCAGAGCCCGCACCGAUGAAGCGAAGAACGGUGGAGCCCACAAUGAUCCAUUGUUGGCUGUGGAAGAGGUGACUGCCGCACAAUCCCCACUGUCUCAGAGGCACAAGGACAAGAGCGUGACAGAAAUGAAUUCUCCGACCGUGAUAGAGAUGAAUUUGUCCUACCGUAGGUUUGCGCAGAACAAGGAGGGAUCGCUGGGAAGGGCCGCGCGCGGUCAAAGCCUCCGGAAGAUGUCUGAUGGCAGCGGGCAGGUCCGACCCGGGGCUGGGAACAGGAGCCAGGACCAGGGACGGGGGGCGAACCAGGAGUGUUCCCGACCCACGCUCAACGCUGCGAGUGAGAGGAGGGAGAGUUUUACCAGGGAUCCACGGCUGGCAAGAGGAUGCGAUGUGGCCCAGAGCCAUGUGGGGCACAGAGGUCGCCCUGAUGAGAGGGUCUCCCCUCCCACAGAGACACCCGUCACAUCCAGCAUGAGACCCCCCCAGAGCGGGCAGGACGACAGCGCGCUCAAACCCACCCCCCCUCCGCACCCGCAGCCAGGUGCUGAGUUGGCUCCAGAUGUGACGGCUGGCAAGACAGAGCUGCCAUCGUCCUCUCCACAGUCGGGAAAGAAAGCUGUCCCCAACACUCUGGAGCUGGUAACGACAUUGGUGAGCCCUAGUCCACUGAGCCGCACUGAUCCUACCAUUUCAUCUCCUCCUCUCCAGGAAAAAAAGGCGGAGAAGGGUGUGAAGAAUGCCGGGAUUCUGACCCUGGAGAUGAAGACCACUGGAGAGGGAGGUGGCGCCCACAUUCCGGUCCGCAUCACCGCGCGGAGUGACGGAGCCGGCCACAGGGGGUUUGGAUCAUCCUGGGGGGACUUGGCGUGGGAGCUGCCGGUCAUGAAAAUAAAACCCAUUGAGUCGAAGACUUCUGAGUCGCCGGGGAAGAGGAGGAAACCGACCGCGGUGAGCGUGCGCCCGUGGACGGCCUCCUGUUUAGUUUCGGUCAUUGCCACGUGCCCCGAGGUACAGUGA
Molecule: messenger RNA, 1052 nt
Organism: Amblyraja radiata (thorny skate)
Lineage: Eukaryota; Metazoa; Chordata; Chondrichthyes; Rajiformes; Rajidae
Exons: 8
Source: RefSeq, a predicted model, not a curated record